This is a messenger RNA of Dermacentor albipictus, 719 nucleotides long. Its product is annotated as cytochrome P450 3A19-like. Gene Ontology annotation, molecular function: iron ion binding; heme binding; monooxygenase activity. NCBI's taxonomy places the organism in Eukaryota, Metazoa, Arthropoda, Arachnida, Ixodida, Ixodidae. The record is from RefSeq and is a predicted model, not a curated record.
GCAGUCAUCGAGCAUUAUGAUGUCCCACCCACUAGAGCUGAGGACGGCUUCUAACACCGCUAUCUGCGUCAUUGCUGGCAUCGACAACAUAGCUUCACCGCUGGCCUUCGCGUCGUACCUGCUCGCUGAACACCAAGCAGUCCAGGACAAAGUUCGAGCAGAAGUUCAAGCCCUACUCCAGAAAGAGGGGAAGCUCACUUACGAUGGCCUGGGUGAACUCACGUACUUGGGCCAAGUGUUGUCCGAAACCCUGAGACUCUAUCCUGCGUUUGCAGGGUGGGUGCCCAGGGUAUGUGACGAGGACUACGAGUACAACGGGGUCCGCAUCCUGAAAGGCAUGAGCGUUUCCGUUCUCCCUCUCGAUGUGCACUACAACCCCGUGCUAUGGCCGGAACCGAAAAAGUUUGACCCCGAACGAUUCAGCAAGGCAAACAAGGAGCGCAUAGAUCCCUUCUCGUACUUCCCCUACGGAAUUGGACCACGCACGUGCAUGGCAGCCGCGCUCGCCCGGGUGGAGUUCCUCGUUACGCUUGCCCUGCUUGUGAUGCGGUACAGGCUGCUGCCUAGCGGCAAGUACAAAAACGAGCCGCCGAAGUAUUUUACAGCAUCGUUGCCGGGUUUUCCAAAGGAAGGCGUAUUCGUCAAACUACAGAAGCUUCAAAAUUCAUGAAAACACUUAGAAGAACGAAGUGAACAUGUAAUGUUCAUUAUAACUGGUU